Messenger RNA from Zeugodacus cucurbitae (melon fly), 962 nucleotides. Its product is annotated as NADH-quinone oxidoreductase subunit B 2. The coding region runs from base 139 to 816 and encodes 225 amino acids. Gene Ontology annotation, biological process: aerobic respiration; mitochondrial respiratory chain complex I assembly; electron transport coupled proton transport. Gene Ontology annotation, molecular function: quinone binding; NADH dehydrogenase (ubiquinone) activity; 4 iron, 4 sulfur cluster binding. Lineage: Eukaryota; Metazoa; Arthropoda; Insecta; Diptera; Tephritidae. The transcript has 2 exons. The record is from RefSeq and is a predicted model, not a curated record.
UUUUUUAAUAAUCGAUACAGAAAUGUCUGUUAUCAAUAGUCGAUAAAUUAUCUAUGUCGCCAUUGACAAUUGUCGACCAUAUGUUCGCUGUCAAAUUAAGGUGAAAGAAUCGAGUUAUAUAAAUAAGAACUCGUUAAAAUGUUUCGCUCCGUUGCUGCGCUGGUAAACAAAACAUCCAAAGUACUGGUGUGCAACUCUGGACACUCCAGUACUUUAUUCGUUAAUGGAGUUUUCGGACCGGCGGUUAACACAUUUGCAGUGCGGCAACAGCAAACAAUGCCAGUGGUUGAUCCGAAUAAUCCACUUCCGAAAAAAAGUCCAUCAGCAUUUGGAAGAAAUCAACCUAAUAUGGUGGAAUGGUCAAUUGCUCGUUUAGAUGAUCUUUUGAAUUGGGGUCGCAAAGGUUCCAUAUGGCCUUUGACAUUCGGAUUGGCUUGCUGUGCUGUGGAAAUGAUGCACAUUGCUGCUCCCCGAUACGAUAUGGAUCGAUAUGGUGUUGUAUUCCGUGCCUCACCUCGUCAGGCCGAUGUUAUAAUUGUUGCAGGCACUCUCACAAAUAAAAUGGCACCUGCCCUCCGUAAAGUUUAUGACCAAAUGCCUGAACCUCGUUGGGUCAUUUCCAUGGGUAGUUGCGCUAACGGUGGAGGAUAUUAUCAUUAUUCGUACUCUGUUGUGCGAGGUUGCGACCGUAUAAUACCGGUAGAUAUUUAUGUUCCCGGAUGUCCACCAACCGCUGAGGCGCUCAUGUACGGUGUUCUGCAGUUGCAGAAAAAAGUAAAGCGAAUGAAAACAUUGCAAAUGUGGUACAGAAAAUAGGCCAAAAUCACGUAAACCCUAGACCUUAAACUUAAGAAAAAUCACAAGAGGCAUGCAGUAGUAUAAAUUUACUUCUCUAUAAUAUAUACUGUGUAAAUCAAUCUUGUGUGUGAUAUCAAAAAUAAAAGAGAGUUUCAACCUGCGAA